UGAUGACUGUACCUUUGUGGACGAGUAAUGAAAUUUACUGGUUUUGGGCCUUUCCUCAUAAACCCAAAAUGUGUACCAUCGUCUUCCGGUAACGACGCACACGUUUCGCCGGCGACUCUACCUCGAGAAAAAUGGACUCCUUUUAUCCUCUCCUUGAGAGAACACGGCUACCUCAACCCUCACUCCAAAAACUCGCGGUUAUCUCCAUAUUCGAGAAGCUCCGAUCACCCAGUACACUCACUGGACCCGAGUCCGACCCUGGAAUACACGCCGUUACUCAAUGCCUGAACUCAAAUUCUCCGGCUGUUGUUGAUCAAUCAGUCCGAGAGCUAUGUCUUCUUGUAAAGGACUCCAAAUUGAAACUUUCUCGGGGGUUAAUGGAACUCCAGUCAGCACUCGAAGGCUCUGAUUCGCGCUUUGUUAACGUGUUCGUCAAAGCUAUAGGCUUUCUCGUACAGUUAGGGUUCAGAAAUGAUCAUCUUUGCUUUCGAUUCCAGUCUUCGGAAGCUCAUCCUUAUGUUAAGAUUAUUUCUUGCCGAAUAGAGGUUCAAUCUGAGCUAGUGCGACAGGUGCUUAUGUUUAUUAGCCAGAAUAGGCAUCUGGGAAUGGAGGGAGUUUGUGAAUUCUUAAAACCAUUCUUAAACCUUCUGGUCAUACAAAUGUCAUCUUCAGCAACAAUGUCUUCAUUAGCAAGGAACCUUUUAUCCUCCAUUGCAUCACUAUGCUGUUCAUUUCCUCAAGAUGCAAUUCCUGUUUUCAAGCUGUUGAUGGGAUGCUGUAAAUAUGUGCAGUGCAACAACACAGAAGAUGUCACCAAUGUUUCUUAUCUCACGGAGGCUAUUGUGGAUGCCUUUGUUGGUGUUUUGAACCACUUGGCUGCUAAUGGUGUGCUGAUUCAUGAUGCCCAAUUAUGCGGAGCAGAACUUUUAGAGAUGGUGUUUUCACUGUAUACAGAUAUUCACAAAUAUUCUGAUGGAGAAGAAUGCAUCUUUGACAUGUCAAGGAGGUUAAUAGGCGUGCAGGCAGAGCUUGGUUUGAAAUUCAUACCUGAAGCAUCAUCUGUGAUGUUAUCAUUGUUCGUUAAACUAAUUCAGUCAGAGAUUGAACACAUACAGCUAUCAAUAUUAACACUGGUUCUGGAUCUUAUAAAGUGGAAAAGCAGAAAUGAUACCAUUAAUGAUACGCAUGAAGAGAUUUUAUUUGUUUUUCCUGCCAUCAACCUCAUGUCAUCUCCUUCCAGAUAUAUUAAAGAAGCAGCAUCCGAGUUGCUUAUUAUCUUAAAAGAGCUCUCUGUGAACUUCCUGGUUGCUCCCAUAAAUGAAGUGCUUAUGGAAGAAGAUAAAUUUCCACGUAUCAGCAGAUUGGAAGACAUCAUAUUUAGGGUAUUCCGUCAUUUGUGGUUUCAGGAUCAAACCUCUUGUUCUUUUUAUCUACAUUUGGUAUCAGAUGGCGAAAAGCAGAAUCUGUUUAAAAGUUGGACAGACUCAAUAACCGAGUAUUGUCAAAAUAUGGUUGAAAUACAAAAAUCAUCCCUUCCUAAAUCUCAGUCUCAGGAGAUACUUCCACGUGAAAUUCCAGCUUUACUUGGUGCAAUUGCCAGUGUUGUUAUUGUGCAUCCUACACUCGGGAACUCUGCAGUAGAUCUCCUGGCAGUUACUGGCAAUAUGGAUCCGAAACUUGGUGUUCCGUUAUUUCUAGUAAUUUUAUUUUACCAAAAUAUAUUUUCUGGUAAAUCUGAAGAAAUGGACCUCCAUGACAUUUUGCUAAAAAUUUUAAGAAUGCUCCCUUCGCUUGUGUCACAUCCUGCAAUGAUACCACUUGUAGUCCAGACAAUCUUACCAAUGCUUCAGAAGGAUGCAAAUCCAGUGCUAUAUGCUACUGCUUUGCGUCUACUUUGUAAGACUUGGGAGAUCAAUGAUCGUAUUUUUGGAAGUUUACAGGGUUUAUUACUUCCAGAAGCAUUCACACAGUUCAAACACGAGAGAAGUAUUUGUAUAAGCAUGGCUGUUACUGUUCAUGAUGUUUGCAAAAAGAAUCCUGACAGGGGUGUAGACAUUAUCUUGUCUGUUGAGGCAUGCAUUGAGAGCACAGAUGCUAUGAUUCAAGCUCUUGGUAUUCAGAGCCUUGCCCUUCUUUGUGAAGCUGAUGUGAUUGAUUUUUAUACUGCUUGGGGUGUUAUAAAAAAGUAUGUCCUGAGCUACUUGAAUGACCCGGUUGUUGCAAAUAGCAUAUGCCUGCUUUUAAGAUGGGGUGCAAUGGAUGCAGAAGCAUAUCCAGAAAAUGCAACGAGUGUUUUGCAGAUUUUAUGGGAAGUAGCCACAUCAAGAAAUCCUUCUCAUGGGUCUCUAUGGGCCAAUGCUAGAGAAUCUGCUUUUGAGGCGUUAACCCAGUAUGAGGUACGUCAUCUCCAACAAUUGAUUCUAGAUUUCAAGGAAAAGAACAUACAAGUGCUUGUUUCUGAGAUUGACCCCAAAGUUCUUGGAGCCAUGGAGAGAUUUGAAGCGAAGAUCAUAACACACCAGCACAUCACAAGGCGAAGAGUAGUGAAGGAGAAAAGAUUACCUGCCAACAAGAUUGAGAAAUUACUGGAUGUCUUUCCUCGGGUUAUUGGCAUUUCAGAGACUAAUACUAAAGCAGGAGAACUGCCAGGUGCAGCCCUCUUUCAUCUUUCCUUCGGUACAAAAGACGAAAAUACCCAAAGAGGGUCAAAGGUUAUGCAAGAUUUACAUUCUAAAUAUGAGAAUGCAUUAAUGGAGAUAGCUGCAUCACUACAGCUGUCAAGGAAUAUUAUUGUUGCACUUGUUUCACUUCAAUCCUGGAAACCCUUCUUGCAACAUUGGAUGCGAGCUUGUGUAAUGUUGCUGGAUGUUAAGAAGCCCUCCAAUGUGUUGGAUACAGCUUCAAAAGCAGCUGAUGAUAUUCUGAAGUGUAUGAGACAAAUGGCUGAGAAAUCUAUCCCUAGGUCUGCUGAGAAUAUUGGGCUAGCUUUGGGUGCACUUUGUUUGAUCCUUCCCCCUUCUGCUCAUGCUACAAAAGCAAGUGCCUCAAAAUUUCUGCUGAGUUGGUUAUUUCAACAUGAACAUGAAUAUCGCCAAUGGUCAGCUGCUAUUUCUCUUGGAGUCAUUUCAAGUUGCUUGCAUGUCACUGAUCACAAACAAAAAUUCCAAAACAUCAAUGCACUUCUUGAGGUUGCAAGUACUAGCAAAAGCACUCUUGUAAGAGGAGCUUGUGGGGCUGCUUUAGGUUAUUCAUGCCAAGAUCUUCUUACACGUAUUCAAGUAGAAUCCGGCUCCUUACAAGAAACUGAUUUACUUGGAAAGAUUGUUAGGACUUUAUGUCGAUUAAUAAAUCAAUAUGCUCGAUCUUCAAGUAGGGAUCUCCAAACCCUAUCUGAAUGCUUCCCAUCAAAUACCAUAGAUCCAGAUAUUACUCCAACCUUUUCUGAUUACUUGGAGGAAGAUAUAUGGGGUGUUUCAGGACUUGUGAUUGGUUUAGGAAGUUGUAUUCCUGCAAUAUACAGAUCCGGGCGUAUUGAUGUGGUUAAAAAGAUAAAAGAUUUAAUUAUAUCAUGGAUUCCUCUUCACACCACGGGUGAGAAUUUGGAACUAGUUCUAUCCAUGGGGGCUUGUCUUGCACUUCCAUUUGUAGUAUCUUUUUCACAGAAAGUAGAACUGAUUGAUGGUGCUGAAAUUGAAUAUCUUGCAAAUGUGUAUAGAGAUCUUAUUAAUGAACUGCUUUCUACAAAAAAUUCCGGGGCUUUUCGCCAGAGUUUGUUGAUGGCAGCUUGUGUUGGAGCAGGAAAUUUUGUUGGAUGUGUUUUGAAUGAAGGGAUUCAUUCGUUGGAUGCUAAAUGUGUUAAGGAUUUACUAGAUAUGUUUAAAAAAAUCUAUUCUAAUCGCCAACCUCCUCUUAUGCAUUUGGGUGCAAUGCUUGGGGUUGUGAAUGCGUUAGGGGCAGGGGCUGGGACACUUUUCCUAAACUGCCCCUUACCGUUUUCGCCAUCUGUUUCUGAACACAAGGAAUCUUGUUAUAUGAGUGGUCCUCUGUUGUCAAACACUGUUAUGGAGCUCCAUUUGACAUCAUUAAUACAAGAUAUAUUUCUUGUUGGUCAAAAUUCCGAUGACCAACAACUGCAGCAGUAUGCAGCUUGGUCGGUUUCGUUUGUUAGACAUUACAUAUGGUCCAGUGAUCUUCACAAUGCAAAACCUAAUUCUGCUUCUGCAUCCCCAUCCCAAAGCUUCCCAGAUGAUAGCAUAGUCUUGAAACUCAGCCUGUGGCUGAUGAAUCUAAACUACUCUCAGACCACCACAAGUCUACCUCUUAACACAAUUGUAACUGUUUUGCGAUGUCUCACACACGCACCAAGACUACCACAGCUUGAUUGGGGCCCACUCAUCAGAAGAUGCAUGAGAUACGAAUCAGAUUCUGUUCAUUAUAAAGAAAAACUAAGGGAAGAAUGUUUAGUAUUCUCUUUGUUUCAUGGAAGCAACUUCAAUGCUUUACUCACCUUCCUUGAUGAACUGUUUGACUUUUCAAGGUUCAAAAUGCUUGAAAUGAACCUUCAGUUGUGCAUCCUUUCUCACCUCCCACAUACACUAAAAAUAUUCUCAGGAUCUCGGCUUGAAAAGCUACUCAAUGAUCUCACCAACUUCAUACAAUCACCAUUUUCCUCUGAUCAAAGUUAUAAUAGUAAUAAUAAUCCAGAACAGAAAAGCCUGUUGAGAAAAUCCUUCUGGAAGGGAAUUCGUAUGUGUUUUGAAGAAGCUUCUCUUGAUUCUGAAAAACUCAUGGUUGAGUUUGAGAAUUGCAUGGAGGUCUUGUUUUCUUUGUUGCCACAAAGCUCGGUGUUGACUUAUCAAUGGGAGGAGUGGUCUGAGGCAGUAAAAUGUUUGGGGAACGCUCGUGGGGAGUGGUUAUCACAUUGUUUGGAGAUUCCUGCAGAGAUGAGUUUGAGUUUGAGUUUGAGUCAAAAAGAAAACAUUGAGUUUUUUGAAGCAAAGAAAAAGAUGAUAGCUAAAGCAAGGCUAGUGAAGAUUGGUUGUAUUCCAUUGAUUGAACUUUCAAAACUCAAACCUUAUAUAUUCAACACCAGAUCUGAUGGGAUAUGGGAUGUUCUAAUGGAAGUUGUAAUGGCUUUGCAACAUGCUGAAGGAAGUGUGAAACGACAGUGGCUUGUUGAUGCAGCAGAAAUUAGCUGUGUCACAGAUUACCCUAUAACUGGUAUGCAGUUUAUGGGCUUGCUGUGUGGUAGUGUGUCCAAGUAUAUGCCUCUUCUUAUAGUGAACCCUCACACUGUAUUGAGUGACCUACCCUUAACCCUCACUUCUCUACUCUUACAUGAUGAUGAUGGUGGUAACUGGGGGGUAGUGGCUGAACCCCUGGUUUUGCUGAUGUGGACUUUGACCAACCGUAUUUAUGAUUCUUGGGUUACAAAUGCAAAUGCUAAUGAUGUGUUUCUGUUGAAACUGAUGCAUCAUACUUGUGUUGCUUUGAAGCACCAUCUGCCUCCCGAUAAACAGCUUUUGCUUGCUAACAUGACUGUUCCCUAAUUUGCCCCUGUUUCUGUUUCUGUUCCUGUUUCUCUCUGUUAAUUUUACAAUAGGGUAAAUGUAAAUUCUACUUAAAUCUGAUGUGCUGCAUUGAAUAUAUAGAUAGUGGAGUCUGACAAAUUACUAAAGUCAAGUCUAUAUCUUAAUGAUUAACCCUUUGCCUUUGCCUUUGGAUAAAAGAAUUGAUAGAAUAUUUAUCUUAUUACCUUCUCCAUCUUUUUCUGUAUUGCUUGAUUAUAUAUCUAUAUACUUCUUUUCCAAUACCUCUAUUUAUUCUUCAUUGUCUCAUAUGAUGCUCAUUUAUGGAAGCAUUUUGUUCACCCUGGCCUUAACUC
Messenger RNA from Lactuca saligna, 5884 nucleotides. NCBI's taxonomy places the organism in Eukaryota, Viridiplantae, Streptophyta, Magnoliopsida, Asterales, Asteraceae. The record is from the annotation of a GenBank genome assembly.